This is a messenger RNA of Oppia nitens, 3515 nucleotides long. Its product is annotated as condensin complex subunit 3-like. Gene Ontology annotation, biological process: mitotic chromosome condensation. Bases 42 to 3386 code for a protein of 1114 amino acids. The record is from RefSeq and is a predicted model, not a curated record. The transcript is spliced from 9 exons. Gene Ontology annotation, cellular component: cytoplasm; condensed chromosome; condensin complex. NCBI's taxonomy places the organism in Eukaryota, Metazoa, Arthropoda, Arachnida, Sarcoptiformes, Oppiidae.
UACAUAACUUUUGUUAUCAUUUGAUUGAUACGAAAGAAUUGAUGACAACAACUGAAGAAGUGAUGGAUGCGAACAAAAUGCGAACCAUUUUUGAUAAUUCACAGCAUUUGCAUAAAAUGCAGAAAUGUUUGCAACAGAUAAUGGAUUUGUACCGCAAAUGUGAGUCAUCUGACGAAUGGUUUUCAGAUUUUAAGGCCGAACUCCGCAGAGAUAUAUUGUUUACGUUGAACUGCGACCCGAAGAGUCCGUACACUAAGCAUACCAUUGAGUUUGUCGCCAACUUUUUAAGAUCGUUUUCGGCCCCGAAAGAAGUGGUCAACACUGAUGGCGAUACGACCAUCAUUGACGACGAGAUGGCCGAUCUAUCGGCAAAUAAUAAUUCGGAUGCUGAGAAUCGGGAGCCGCAAGACGGCGACGAAUCACAGGACGAGUUGGGUAUGGAAACGUUCGGCAGUGAGUCGUUUACCCGAAAUAAGGACCGAUCGAUGGCUAACACGACUAUUGUUACCGAAGAGCCAACAUUUGCCGAUUUCGUCAUCAAAGAACAUUUGAUUAGAUUUUUGAAUAAUAAGUCAACACAUAUUCGUUACAAUUGUUGUCUACUUAUUCGCAAACUUUUUACCGAAUUAGAGGACAUGGAUAUGGAGGUCUACGAAAAGCUUAAAAAAGCUUUGUUAGAGAGACUGCGAGACAAAGAUAAGUCUAUCAGAAGUGCGGCCGCACUAGCUUUGCAUCGGUUUCAAGAAGUAGACAAAUAUAAAGACAUGGCUAGCGAUGCACUCAAGUUUCAUUUGAAGGGCGAUCCAGACUUCAGAGUCCGACAGUCAUGUCUUCUCGCAUUACAUCCGACUCUCAACUCAAUCGAUGAUUUUAUUAACGCUACGCGUGAUGUCAAAGAUAUCAUUAGAAAGACAGCAUUCAUAUUGAUUGCUGAAAAAUUUGAUAUCAGAAACAUUGGUAUCGAUAAAAGGCUUGAGAUUUUAAAGAAUGGUCUGAAUGAACGACACGCGGCCGUCAAGAAAGUAAUCGAAAUCAAACUGUUGCCCAAUUGGGUGAAGACAUAUAACGGCGACUUUACUGCACUACUCUAUGCACUCGACAUUCAAACGGAUCCACAGCUUAUCGAACGAAUGUUUUAUUUAUAUUUUGAUUUUAUCAACAAAGAUGUCGAUGAAAGUACCGGAAAAACUGGAUUUCAUAAAUUCAUAGAUGAUUUCCGUAACAGAUUUCUUGCAGACUUUAAUUUGUUAACCAAAGAGGACUUAACAGUGGAAAAUUCAUUUCUCUGGCAUAUUAUUGCCAAAUAUUGUAAAGAUAACGAAAUAUCAGUUACUCUAACCAUUAAUAAUGAAAGAUUAAUGACUGACAAUGAAGAGACUGAUUCACAACCUAUAGAGUCUAACGAAGAGACUGUCGAUGCAUUAGAUCUCAUAAUACCUGAUUUACCUCAUUAUUGUAGAUAUCUCUCUAUAUUUGUUAAGCAGAUUCUUGUUCAGCGAUACGAAUUGCAUCAGUUAUUAGAGUUUGAGUUCAUAUUAAAUCAAUUGUUAUCAAUGGGUGAACUCAUUGAGAUUGGAGAUGAGGCUCAAAGACAAAUAUUACGUAAGUGUGUAAACGAUAUUCUGAGCGAUGAAGAUCUCUUUAAGCGCAUUCACAACUAUGUACCGCAUGUGAUGAAAAUAUUUGCUCAAAACACUGACACCAAUAUCUUUUUGGAGACGACACUAGAGAUUAUUGAUGUCAUAAAUUCUAGUUCAAUGGAAAUCGAUGAAACACCAGUUCCCGUUGAGAUUAAUCCCGAAACGAUAGUAGAAAAACUAAGACAAUACGAAGUUGAAUACGCAAAACUUGGUUAUCAAAUAGAAAAACUCAAAGAUAAUAUUGAAGAUACCGAACAAAACGAUAAUUUUUUGAGUGAUAAAAAGGCAGAGAUGAUAGCUGUCAUUCAGGCAAAUAUCGACGAAUUGAAAGCCAAGAAAGAGGAAGUGUUUAACAAACGACUUAACCUGAGUUCAGCACAACCGCCACCAUUACAACAGACACAGCAAAACAAUGAAAAACAAAAUUUAACGGACGACCCGAUAGCUCUCCAAAGAUGUUUACAGAUAUUUGCUUCUUGUCUUGAAUUUGGUGGCUUUAAAUCGGUUAAUGCUGUCGUAUAUACACUUAUUGAACGACUUGUUAUGCCUAGUAUUCCCAAUCAAGAGAUUAUUGUUAGGAAUCUUGCGGUUAAGUGUUUGGGUUUGUCGUGUCUCUUAUCGCAAGAUUUGGCCAAAAAAUAUUUCGGACUCAUUGUACAAGUUUUCAAUUUGGAUUCCGAAUUACCACAAGAAACGGCAUUGAAGUGUAUUUUCGAUAUUUUAUGUUUUUAUGGUUUGAGUUGUUUUGAGGAGAAAUCGAAAUCAAAAAAUUUAAAUAAAAGCCGAAAUAACACUACUGUCUGUAAAGAUGACAAUAAAGAGAAUAAUAGUAUACAUAAUAAUAGCAACUCAGUUGACAACAGUGACGAUGAAGAAGAAGAUGAUAAUGAUAAUGAUCGCACAGUUAUAGUGCACAAUGAAACCAAUGUUUUGUGCAGCGAUUCCGAGGACCAGAACUCCGAUGAUGAAGAACAAGAUGAAGAUAAGUUUAUUAAUUUGUUUACCGAUUUACUUGAAAGAAAUUUGGUCUCCGAAUUGGACUCUAUUCGACUAAUCACUGGACAGGGAAUCGCCAAACUGUUUCUUUUGGGACGCAUGUAUUCGCCACAAUUGUUGUCGCGGUUGUUGAUCAUGUGGUACGACCCGGACUCGGGUGAGGAGUUGCGACAGUUUUUAGGCGUAUUUUUGCCAAUUUAUUCGGGCGUCCAAAUGAAGGCCAACUUGAAAGGCGAGAAUGCGUUUGAAGAGUGUUUCGUUAAGACAAUUGAAACGGUCUAUAAUGAGGCUCUUAAUUAUGUCAAUUUGGAUAAUUUGAUCAAUUUUUUGUUACAAUUAUUAUCAUAUGAGGGACACAAAAAUUUGGCCAAAUCUAUUGCAAAUCAGAUUAUCACUCGUUUUGGUGCCAAUGAUCUCAAUGAUCUUCUAUCAAAUAAAUACUACUUAAGAAUACUUUCGGUGUUGAACUUGAAUGAAAUGGCCACACAUGACAUCAAAGAGUAUAAAUUGUUGAUUAAGAGGAUCGAGAAAUUUGUGAAUAAAUCGAAAAGCAGAACAAAGCUGACUAUGAAUCGGUUGCAAACAAUUAAAACAAAAAUCGAUAAACAAAUGGAUUUAAUUAAAUUAAAUUCGUCGCGAGUGUCGACUAUUGAAAACUUUGAAUCCCUAUCGCUGUCACAAUCAAUGUCACAAAGUUCUUGUGAUGAGUUAUCACAUAUCGAUGAAACACUUUUAAGUAUUAAAUCAUAAACUUGAGACACAAACAGUUUAUUUUAAGUAUUUUUUAUUAUUAUUACCGGUUUUUAUAAGAAUUUAAAAUAUUGUAUAAAAGCAUUUAAAUAUCUGUUUAAAAAAAAUAUUACAUAAGUGGCAGCAUUU